This is a messenger RNA of Leptomonas pyrrhocoris, 2390 nucleotides long. RefSeq lists its product as hypothetical. Lineage: Eukaryota; Euglenozoa; Kinetoplastea; Trypanosomatida; Trypanosomatidae. Bases 372 to 2390 code for a protein of 672 amino acids. The transcript has a single exon. The record is from RefSeq and is a predicted model, not a curated record.
GCGUCAUUGACGUAUCUCUUGUCGUUCCUCUUGCUCUGUCUUUUUUUUUUCUCAAUCGAACGUACCUCAGCCGUUUUAAACUUGGGAAAAACAGUGUUGUCAUUACGUUUAGUUUUCCCCUUUAACUUUUCAUAUCAUCACAGUCAGAGCAGCGUCUCUUGCCCCCUGUUUAUUCUUCUUCUCCCGUGUGUGUGUGUGUGUGUGUGCGUCGCCGCCGUACACGGUCCUCAGCCUAUUUCUGCAAGAACCGUCAGUUCCGAGUGCCGCACUUCCGCCAUCGGAUCGAAUGCAAAAGAACCACCCACAAGAUCAACGAACGAAGUAAAUAGCAGCACAGAGGGGAAAGCGAGACGAGCCACAAAAAGGAAAGAAUGCGUUCGUUUCUCCGUCCCGCGAGCAGAGGCGUGCUCGCCUCGACGGCGUCCGCGACGUGCGUCGUCGCGUCCUUCCGCACCGUCUUUGUGCGGGAGUCGUGGACACCCGUGACUCUCCAGAGUCCCGACGCCGCCGAGGCGCCGUUCCCCGCGCGCCUGCUGUGGCAGUUCCGGAGCUCCACACCCCGCCACCUCACCCUCUGCGUGCGUGCCCCCGCCCCUCGCCCCGUGGCCCUCAACGCUGGUAGCCGCUUCGAGGACCUCGACGCUUCCGACAGUGCCCCCAAAGCAGCUGGCUCAGAAACCGACGAGGCAGCCGCUGCGCCGCGCAGGCCGGAGGACUUCGUCUACGGGCGGCUUUUCUUGCGCCCCUACGACGUGGCGCAGCUGCUGACGGUUCUGCAGGGGUGGUCCGACGCACCGGCGGUCGUUGAGCGGCCGCGCUCCACGCUGCGAUUGAGCGCGGUGCAGCCGUCCAAGAAGGGAAAAGGCACCUCUUCUUCAUCGAAGCCGCGGGCGGUGCGGCUGACGGCCCGUCUCACGCGCAAGUUACUGCCGCAAAAACCGGAGAAUGGGCGUGUUGGCGGUGCGGGUGCACCGGUUACCCCCAGCACGGACCUCGAUCCCGAGGCGUCGGAGGAUUACCCCGGCUCGGUCUACGCCGACAAAGAGAUGGGCAUCUUGACGGCCGUGCUGUGUGAUGAAGACUUGGUGCUGCUCACUGCCCACCUCGAGAGCGCUCUCAGCGACCUCUUCGCGAUGGAGCAUCGGACAAUUCGCGACGCGGCACGGCGUGCGGUGGAUCGCCAGGGCGUGUCUCGCCCCACGCGUUACGCGGCGCAGCAAGGAGAGGUAACGAGUCGUUUCGCCGCCACCGCGCGCCGGGCCGACGCGCGCGACAGCCGCCUCCAGUUUGGCAGCCACGUUUACCGCUCCAACCAACAGGCCACCGCCGCUGGUGCACAAGGUGCUGCGGCCGUCUCCGGUGCUCACAGCACCAGCACCACUGCUGCGGUCCCCCACGCGACGCGGGACAACUUUUCCAGUGGGGUGGAGAACGUUGCGGCACAAGCGGAGACAAAGGCGGGUGCCGCGCAGUCUAGGGCGGCAACAGCGGCAGCACCACAGGCCGAUGCCGCAGCGGCGGAGAACGACGAAUACGAAGAGGUUGUUGAAGAGGUCGAGGAGGCGGAGGGCGAGGAAGAAGCGCAAGAGGCGCCUGACACGGCACCGGAUCCUAACCAAGCCGAUUCAAACAGGGAGGGCGGCUCAGCCAGCGAGUCCCCUAUCCCCCCCGAGGAAGCUGAAGGCGAUGUUGCGCUGGACGCAGACCUGGACCUCUCCGAGCCUGCGACGCCGUCCACGAGCUAUCGCGUCACCCACACCACAGACCGCGGCAACAUGACGGUAGAGACGGACAGCCGCUACGCCACGGCACGGUUUGUGCGGGAUGGCGGUGUCACCGCCGCUGAGGUACAGGAGGUGCGCCGUAUUGGCGACUUCGACGUGCUACACCGCACGCAGCAGGCCGAAGGGUCGAUGGAGAAGGACGGCGCCCACACCACCGUGCGAGCAACCAACACGACCGGCGCGUUCCGCUCCACCGCCGGCGAGGUGAAAGGGACGUUUGCGUACCAGCGCGUGUCCACGGCAACGGCGACUUCCUCAGCGAUUGCUGCGGCUGCCGCGGCUGCCGCCGCGGCGAUACCGAUCGAAGGCGCAGCCGCUAGUAAGGUGGGGGAUGGCGACGUGGCCGAAGACGAUAUCGCAGCACCUACGAUGGAGGUGAAGGCGACAGAGGUAAAGGACGCAGAGGGCGAGGAGUUGGACGAGGAAAAGGCCGCGGGUAAGGACGGCGGUGCUGCGGCGGAGAAGCCAAAGCGCACGCGUGCAGCGAAGAAAAGCGGCGGCGGUAAGAAGAAGGGCGGGAGGAAGAAGACAAAGAAGGCUUCGCAGCGCAAGUCGACGUCGAAGGCUGCAGCGAGUGAGCCUGCAGCGCAAACGAUGGCGUUUUGA